AUGAGAAAAAGCGAAUAGUUCGCAUACAAAAAGUAACAGUAAGAAUCUAGAAAUACUAAGAUACUCAUUUUUGUGUCUUUGUUGGCAUUCGCUGGCAUCUUUGCUACAUCUAGCCAAAAUGGGGAUUAGAUUUAGGAACAACCUGCUUCCUAACAGUCAACUCACCUUAACCAUCACCAGGAGGAAUAACUCGGUAAAUUCAGUCAAAAGAAAGAUGGUUCGGGCAAUCCUGAUGAAAACCUUUUUUCUAGUGUCAAUUAUCAAACAUCCUGCAUUGCAAUCAGUGUCCUUACAAUGCUACUAGCUGUUAAAAGAGUGAUUCAACAGAGAGAAGCUGAUUUCAGAAUUAAUUAUCAUAUUGAGUAGGUUACCAAGGACCAAUUCGAUGAGUAAAAGGACAUCACAACAAAGGUUGAACUAGAGAGGCUCAAGAAAUCAGAUUAAUAUCAAAGAAUGCAAUAGCAAAAAGGCGCUAACAAAGAAAAUUGGAACUGGUAAACUAAAGAAAAGACCUCAAUCAAGCUAGGAGGAUCCCCCAGAAAACAUUUGAAAUCCAUUGAUGAUGAUCAAAAUAAUGGUCUCGAGAGAGCGAUUCUCGAAAUAGAUCAUGAACUUAAGGAGGAGAAAGCCCUCUAUGAUAUAACAUCUACUUAUCAUAAGAAGAGCAGAGGCAGCAGUAUUGGAAAGUCAGCCAAAACACAAGACACUGAUGCCAAAAUUUUGUAUGAGCAAGAGAACUAUUGA
Molecule: messenger RNA, 744 nt
Organism: Stylonychia lemnae
Lineage: Eukaryota; Ciliophora; Spirotrichea; Sporadotrichida; Oxytrichidae
Source: the annotation of a GenBank genome assembly